This is a messenger RNA of Cygnus olor (mute swan), 3180 nucleotides long. RefSeq names its product insulin like growth factor 2 (gene IGF2). Gene Ontology annotation, cellular component: extracellular region. Bases 457 to 1131 code for a protein of 224 amino acids. NCBI's taxonomy places the organism in Eukaryota, Metazoa, Chordata, Aves, Anseriformes, Anatidae. The transcript has 4 exons. The record is from RefSeq and is a predicted model, not a curated record. Gene Ontology annotation, molecular function: hormone activity; growth factor activity.
UUUGCCUGUCUCCUCGCUCGUGGGGCAGCCAGCCGGGAGCAGCGGGCAGCCAGGCAGCCGGCCCCUCCGCCCCGGCCAGGGGGACGCAGUCAGUAAACACCACCACAACAAAAAGUGAGAGCCACCCAAGGGGCAGCCAAAGCAGGAGGAGAGAAAGACGAGGAGGAAAAAAAAAGGCAAAAAAAAAGGGGGAACAAGGAGAAAAAAUAACAAAAGAAAAAAAGGAAAAAGAAAAGGAAAAAAAAAAGAAAAGAAAAAAAAGGAAAAAAUAGGAGAAGGAAGGAAAGCGCUCGCUUGCUCUCUAGAAUAACAAAAUACCUAAUCGUAACAAAAUAACAUCCUCCAGACAAAUUCAAGCAGGGACUUGACAUACCAAAAAGGCAAAGCGAGGAGAGCAAGCCAGGGCGCGGGGAAGGCGAGCCAAAGCCGCGAUCGCUGCCAGGGCCGGACAGCAGCAUGGCAAGCGCCGGGGCACACACGGAUGAGCGCUGCCGGCAGCCUGCCUUCCUCCCCGGCCCGCCGCCGCCAGAAGUUGAGAGUAGCAGCGGCAGCGCCAAGGUGCAGAGGAUGUGCGCGGCCCGGCGGCUGCUGCUGCUGCUGCUGGCCUUCCUGGCCUACGCGUUGGAUUCGGCCGCGGCGUACGGCACAGCGGAGACCCUCUGUGGCGGGGAGCUGGUGGACACGCUGCAGUUUGUCUGCGGGGACAGGGGCUUCUACUUCAGUAGGCCAGUGGGACGAAAUAACAGGAGGAUCAACCGCGGCAUUGUGGAGGAGUGCUGCUUUCGGAGCUGCGACCUGGCUCUGCUGGAAACCUACUGCGCCAAGUCCGUCAAGUCUGAGCGUGACCUCUCCGCCACCUCCCUCAUGGGCCUCCCAGCACUCAACAAGGAGAGCCUCCAGAAGCCCUCGCAUGCCAAGUACUCCAAGUACGACGUGUGGCAGAAGAAGAGCUCCCAGCGGCUGCAGCGGGAGGUGCCCGGCAUCCUACGUGCUCGCCGGUACCGGUGGCAGGCCGAGGGGCUGCAAGCAGCCGAGGAAGCCAGGGCGCUGCAUCGCCCCCUCAUCUCCUUGCCCAGCCAGCGGCCCCCGGCGCCGCGAGCAUCCCCCGAAGCCACCGGCCCCCAGGAAUGAACCAUGACCGGCCGGCUCCAUUUGUGAUCUCCCGGGGAGAGACUGGCGAGACCCGGCCCCCCCCGAGCCCCUCCGUCCCCGAGCCGAGGAGCGGGGCGGUGGGGCGCCAUCACGCCGCUCCGGCCCCAACCAAACAACUGACACAAGCAAGGAGGGGAUGGCGGCGGCGGCGGCGCGCGGCGUCCUCCUUUCGGGGUGGGGGGGAGGGUUGUUUCGUUUCCCAGGCCUGUCUCGUUUCCCCCACGCACCCAGUAUUUUUCAAGCCUUGUACUUGCAAAGGGACAGUUGGGCACUUGAACUUUUUUUUGCUGCCGGGCGCUGCGUGACAUCCCCGGUGCCAACACCAGAAGACAAAAGAAAGAGCAAGAGGGAAAAAGGAUAUGAAGUUAACUUUUUUUUUUUUUUUUCUCGAGAAGAGGAGUCCAUUCCGUGUCUUUCUUGACAAUAAAGUGAAAAACAGAAACAAAUGGGGAGAAAUGUUGAGGGAUGUAACUUUUUUGCCUCAUUCCCACCCCACUUUUUUUUUUCCUUUUAUUUUGUUUUUGUUGGUAACUUUUCUUAAUUUUUAUAACUUUCUUUUGCACCUUUAAAAAGAAAACGUAACUGAGACGAAGUUCCGAGGAGACCCAUCUGCAUUUUUUGUGUGUGCUUAAUUACAAGAUUCCAAAUCGACUUGCACCUUUUUGAAAUCAUCGCUGACGGGAGAAAGAGAGGAAGAGGAGAGAGAGAGAGAGAGAGAGAAAGAGAGAGAGAAGAAAAAGGAAAGGGGAGAAAGAAAAAAAAAAAAGAAAAAAGUGAGCUGAUGCUCACUUUAAAUGGAGGAGGCGUCUGCAUUGCACAUUUGCCACGGAUUUAGUUGAUUUAUAUAUAUAAUAUAUUAUAUAACUUUUUUGGCAAAAAAAGCACUAUUUUUAUGGGACAUUUUGUGUAGUAUCUGAAGAGGGAUUGUAAUGUUUAAAAUGUGUUAUGGUGCUAAAGUAAGUUGGAAGGGAAAAAACCCAGAAAUAGAAAGGGAGGGUGGGGAGGGAAGGACAAGAUAGCGAAUACUGAACUUGAAAUUUUAGCUUUUCGUUUUAGGAAAAGUGUGAUAAAUGUGUUUCUUUUCUCUUCUGAAAUAUAGCUUGGUCAUGACCAUAUGAGCUAGUUGGCUGUCACUCAUGUACACAGAUGCACGCACACACAGAAAUACAUCUACACGCAUCCUUUACUUUUUUUUGUAGAAAAAACAAAACAAAACAAAACACAACACAACGAUUUAGUCUAAAAGGGAACUGUUCUAGAGACAAACUGCUUUGAAUGGUGAAGGUAUUGCCAGGUUACAACUCCAGGCCCUGCUUCUGCGUGGAGCUCGGCUCCUCCAUCCUCCUGACCCUGGCAGCUUGCUUGCGCGAGCCGAGGCCCUGCCGAAGCGCCAGCCCCACCAUCUCCUUUUCCUCCUCUUGCCCUUCACGUCCUUCUCGCAGAACCCCCUUGCCCUCCUCCCCUUGCCCCAACGAGCUGGGGCCGUGGAGGAUGGCAGCCGGGACUGAUGGGGACCCCCCCAACAUGGGGCAGCCUCCCCCCCGGCACAGUGGCCUCCGUCAGCACGGUGGCCUCCACCCGCCGGGUGGCUGGGAUGGGUUGACGGGAGGGAGGAGAGGCAACUCUCUGGCUUUGAGGCUCAGGACUUGACGAGCAGAUGGGUUGGAGAGGUGGGCAGAGGGCUGUAAAAUAGGUUGGUUUUUAAAAUAUAUAUUAUCUGUCUAGGAACCGUAAAGAGGGGGGAAUCAAUUACAUCUCCCUGUGAUAUACUCUCACUUGCUAAUAAAAUGGGGACACUCUGUUAACCAGUUCUGUACUUGCUUUGUCUUAUAUAUCCAUACAUUUAAAACAUAAAAAAAAAGACUACUUGAAUUGUAUUCUAUCUCGUGGUUUUGAGGGGAGGGCUAGGGGGAGUCUCGAGAGGGGGAGGAUUUUAAUGUAUAAUCCUUUUGUUUGUUAUUACCUUGCAAUGUUGAGCCAUGAAGCCUUUGUUUAAAAAAAUGGCACUGCAAUACACGACAAAGAAAA